AUGUCCGACUCACGAUUCUCGGCACUCUCGAAAGAUCCGCGAUACCGACUUCCUAGUCGCAAAGAGGCGCGCACCGCGGUCGACCCUCGAUUCAAGACUCUUUUCACCGACCAGGAAUUUCGAAAGAAAGCCAGCGUCGACAGGUAUGGCCGGAAGAUCAAGCCUGAAGCUGGGAAGAAGGAAUUGGAGAGAUUGUACCAGCUAGACAAGAAGGACAAGACGAAGGGCAAAGCAAAAGAUGGGAAGAAGACGGAGCGGGAAGUUGUAGGAAGUUCAGAGUCAGAAGAAGAGGAUGAAGACGAAGAUGAGGAUGAAGAACUCGCAACAACACGGGACCCUGCGCGAGAGGGCUUCUCUGAGUCUGAGUCCUCUGAAGAAGAGACUUCAGAGGAGGAAGACAGCGAGAGCGACGAUGAAGCCCUGCUCGCAGAAGAUACCGCUGGCCAAGAACAGACUGAGUCGAUACCAAUGGGAGAAGUCUCACGACGGAUAGCCUGCGUGAAUCUGGACUGGGACAACAUUCGUGCGGCGGAUAUCAUGGCUGUGGCGCAGAGUUUUGCACCCAAUGGCGGGAGGGUUGAAAACGUGACGAUUUAUCCAAGCGAGUUUGGACGAGAAAGGCUAGAGCGGGAAGAGAUCGAGGGGCCACCACGUGAGAUCUUUGCGAGUUCCUCGGGCAAGAAGAGAGACGAAGAAGAGGACGAUGAUGCCAGUAGCGAUGACGAUGAGAAGAUCAAGGAGCGAUUGCUGAAAGAUCAGGCGAACGAGGGCGAGGAGUUCAACAGUGCAGCAUUGAGGCAAUACCAGCUUGAGAGACUGCGAUACUAUUAUGCUGUCAUGAAGUGCGACAGCAAGUCUACGGCAAAAGCCAUCUACGACUCCAUGGAUGGCCGCGAGUACCUGACCACUUCCAACUUCUUCGACUUGCGAUUUGUUCCCGACGACACAUCCUUUGACGACGACAAGCCGCACGACGAGUGCAAUUCUCUUCCCAAUGGAUACAAGCCAAAUGACUUCCGCACCGAGGCGUUGACACAUUCAAAAGUGCGACUGACAUGGGACGAUGACGAUCCGUCUCGCAAGGAAGUGCAGAAGCGUGCUUUCUCUCGCGCGGAGAUGGACGAGAAUGAUCUUCAAGCAUACAUCGGUUCGGAUGACAGCGACGCAGACAGUGUUUCCUCGCGGAAGUCUACUGCCGAGGAUCGGAAAGCAAAGAAGAAGGAAGCACAACGACAGAAAAUGCGUGAAGCGUUGGGGCUUUUUGCAGAGCCAACCAAGGCCAAGAAGGGCCAAGACGAGGCGGUCGGUGAUAUGCAGAUCACGUUCACGUCUGGCCUCAGUGGUGGGAAGGAUGGCAAAGCCGUCUUCGAGAACGAGCCACAGGACGAAGAGAGCACACGCGCCAGGUACAUUCGCAAGGAGAAAGAGCGCAAGCAGAAGCGGAAGGAAAAGCUCAAGACUCGUGACGGGCCGGCCGAAGAGGAGUCGGCCGACGAGCAACAGCAAGCGGGCGCCGAUGAUGGCGCUGAUGAUGACCCAUUCAACGAUCCGUUCUUCAACGACCCUGAACUUGCCAGCAAGCAGGAGAAGGCCGCAAAGAAGGCCGCUCGCAAAGCCAAGCAAGAUGCGAGGGAAGCUCAAGACGCGGAGGCUGAGGCUCGUCGUGCCGAGCUUGAGCUACUCAUGGCUGAGGAAGAUGGCGAAGGCGUUCGACAUUUUGACAUGCGGGAACUUGAGAAGGCUCAGAAGGCAGCCAAACGCAAUAAGAAGGGCAAGAAAGGCAAGAAGGCGGGGGCUGAGGCUGAGGAGAAGGAUGACUUCCAAGUCGAAACACAAGAUCCCCGUUUCAAGGAUCUGUUUGAAAGCCAUGAGUUUGCGAUCGAUCCUACAAGCAAGCUGUACAAAGGAUCGGAAGCGAUGAAGAAGGUUGUAGAAGAGGGCAGGAAGAGGAAGGCUGGCAAGCUUGAGGAGGAGGGCGAUGGAGUGCCUGUUGAGGCAGGUGCGAGGAGAGAGAAGAAGAGCAAGAAGGAGGGCAAGACCGAAGAUGGAGAAGACGUGAAGAAUCUCGUGGCAAGGCUGAAGAGCAAGGAUAAGAAAAAGAAGGCUGUGCGGUGA
Messenger RNA from Zasmidium cellare ATCC 36951, 2115 nucleotides. RefSeq lists its product as uncharacterized. The record is from RefSeq and is a predicted model, not a curated record. Gene Ontology annotation, molecular function: RNA binding. Lineage: Eukaryota; Fungi; Ascomycota; Dothideomycetes; Mycosphaerellales; Mycosphaerellaceae. The transcript has a single exon. Gene Ontology annotation, cellular component: nucleus. Gene Ontology annotation, biological process: rRNA processing. The coding region runs from base 1 to 2115 and encodes 704 amino acids.